GGGCAACGAGGCGUGUCCUCUCGACUCCUCUUCGGAUGAAGAGGAUCUGCUCUUCCCCGAGGACAGUGACUACUGUCCUUCCCGCAACAGUUCUGAUGAUGAGGUUGAGUACCAUGAGCCCCCCCGUGCAUCGGCCCCAGGGACCACAACUCGGGAUGCUCCUCCCCCCACGGCUCCAGAACUCCUUCAGCCUCAUCCAGGCCCAGCAGCACCUCCUCUCCCCACGGACCCCCCAGAACUUCCACCCAACCGGUUGUUGGAACCUCCCCAGACCACUCCGCGGAAGAGACACCAGAAGACGGGUCAGAAGAGACGGCGCUCCUCUCUGGGAACUUCUUCCCCAGCCAAGCAUGGAGCAGGUGGGAGGGCCUCUUCAGGGACUGCGGAGGAGGAGGACGGGUGGCAUGGCAGGGAGGAGGAGGCCAUCAAGCCGGCCCGACUCCGGUUCAAGCCUGCAAGGGCCCCGGGCCCCACAUGUGACAGCAGCAAAGCCUGGUCUCCUAUUGGCCUGUUCCAGCUGUUCUUCUCAGAGUCUGUUGUCAAAACGAUUAUCAAGAACACCAACGCCAACGCCGCCAGGAGGAAGCGAAGUGGGCUGAAGUACAAGUGGGACGUGCUGGAUGUGAAGGACUUCUAUAUCUUUCUCUCCAUCGUCGUCUUCACUGGCCUGGUGACGGUGCACAACAGGGCGGACUACUGGAGGAACAUGUGGCCGUACAACUUCCCCUUCCCCGGGAACAGGAUGUCACGGCAGCGCUUUGAGGCCAUUUUGUGGUCCCUCCACCUCAGCGACCCGGAAGAAAAAACAACGAGAAGAAAAACACUCCCGCGUACGACCGGCUUUUCAAAAUAAAGCCUCUCUACACAGAUAUCGUGUCCGCCUGCCAAACGAAUUUCCAGCCGCGACAAAAUCUGUCCAUCGAUGAGCGGAUUGUCGCGAGCAAAGCCCAAAUCAGCUUCAAGCAGUACAACAAGGACAAGCCCACCAAAUGGGGCUACAAGCUGUUUGUGCUGGCCGAUUCCUCCGUCGGCUACACCUGGAACUUUAGCAUCUAUACCGGCAGAAGUCAGUCCGCCAGAGUCCAGAGCCUCAGUUACUCGGCCGUGGUGGACCUCUUGCCUUUUGCGCUCCUCGGCAGCGGCUACUCGGUGUACACGAACAGCUCCUACACCAGCCCGCUGCUCUUCACCGAUCUGUACCGGCGCAACAUCGGCUGCUGUGGGACCAUAAAAAGAACUCGUCUCGACUUCCCAAAGACCGCUGUGAACGACCUGCCCAAAAAGGCUGAGAGGGGGGACAUGCGCUGGAUCCAGAGUGGUGACCUCCUGUUUGUCAAGUGGAUGGACUCAAGUGAGGUGGCCAUGUGUUCCACCAUCCAUGGGGCCUACAGCGGACAGACGGUGCAGAGGAAGGUGAAGACGGCUGGGGUGUGGCAAAGCAAGAGCAUCCCGGUCCCGGACUGCAUCGUCGACUACAACCAGUGCAUGGGCGGAGUGGAUUUGUCAGACGCACUCAUCGGGUAUUACAGCGUCCGCCAUAAGACCAUGAAGUGGUACAAGACUUUCUUUAAUCACUUCGUGGACAUCGCUGUGGUCAACAGCUACCUUCUGCAUAAGGAGCUGUUUAAGCUGAGGCAGGACGCGGCCCAGACCAAGCCCUUCACCCACAAGGCCUUCACGGAGCAGCUGGCCAAAGAGAUGUUGCUGUUUGCCGGAUGCCCACUAGACAAACUGAUGCCCACCCCAUCACACCCGUACAACAUGUGCAUGCCCACCUUCUACACCGGGGGUCUGAGGACCCGGAAGUCCUGCAAGAGGUGCAAGGACAAUGGAAUGCCAAAGGUCAAGACCUCGGCUUACUGCACCAAGUGUAUGGUUCCUCUCUGCUACUCUGCCAAGAAGAACUGCUUCCUGCUGUGGCACACUGGGGAGUGACUUCCUGUCAGACGAAGCCCCCCCCCCCAUCAUUUGGACCAGGUGAUACUCGAGUGCAUCAAUGGCUCAGUAUCCACCUCCCCUUCUAGAGUUGUGUUAACAGGUUCUAUUGUUACUGUCUUUUUACGAAUAACUGUUUUCUCAAAUUAAAGCUGUUCCAUUUGGUUUCAACAGUC
Molecule: messenger RNA, 2111 nt
Organism: Pseudoliparis swirei
Lineage: Eukaryota; Metazoa; Chordata; Actinopteri; Perciformes; Liparidae
Gene: timm29
Product: translocase of inner mitochondrial membrane 29
Exons: 2
Coding region: 1300-1935 (211 amino acids)
Biological process (GO): protein insertion into mitochondrial inner membrane
Cellular component (GO): TIM22 mitochondrial import inner membrane insertion complex
Source: RefSeq, a predicted model, not a curated record